Messenger RNA from Exophiala spinifera, 1554 nucleotides. RefSeq lists its product as uncharacterized. The record is from RefSeq and is a predicted model, not a curated record. The coding region runs from base 1 to 1554 and encodes 517 amino acids. The transcript is spliced from 3 exons. Gene Ontology annotation, cellular component: small-subunit processome; box C/D methylation guide snoRNP complex. NCBI's taxonomy places the organism in Eukaryota, Fungi, Ascomycota, Eurotiomycetes, Chaetothyriales, Herpotrichiellaceae. Gene Ontology annotation, molecular function: snoRNA binding.
AUGGCCGACUAUCUUCUCCACGAAGGCCCGAUGGGCUAUUCCCUCUUCAAGGUCGCGCACCAGCAAGAUACCGUUGGCAACCGGUUGAAAGAAGUGCAAGACAGUGUGCAGGAUCUUGCGCGAUUCGGGAAAAUGGUCGAUCUGGUUAGCUUUUUACCGUUUGAAAAUGGAAAACAAGCUCUUGAAGAGCUUCAUGAUAUCUCGGAGGGCAUCGCAUCCGACUACCUGAAAUCAUUCCUCGAACUCAACCUCCCAAAGUCUGGAAAGAAGAACAAAGUCACGCUGGGAGUGUCAGACAAGAUUUUGGCCAGCAGUAUCAAGACGGCGUUUCCAAGCCUUGAAUGUGAAACUGGCGAUACAAGCGAGGUAGUUCAAGACAUGCUCAGAGGCCUUAGACUGCAUUCCGAGAAACUCCUGAAGCAACUUCGGGAGGGCGACACCGCAACGGCGCAGCUUGGUCUGGGUCAUGCAUACUCCAGAGCCAAGGUCAAGUUCUCGGUGCAGAAGAACGAUAACCACAUCAUUCAAGCCAUCGCCAUCCUUGAUCAGCUCGACAAGGCCAUCAACACGUUUUCCAUGCGUGUGCGGGAAUGGUACUCGUGGCAUUUCCCGGAGCUGGUCAAGAUUGUCUCCGAAAACAACAAAUAUGCAAAGGUCGCUUUGUUCGUCAAGGAUAAGAGGACUCUAUCUGACGAGAGUCUGCAUGAUCUCGCCGCAGUUGUUGACGACGAUGAAGACGUCGCAAAGAGUAUCAUCGACGCUGCAAAGACGAGUAUGGGUCAAGAAAUUUCCGUGUCCGACAUGGAGAAUGUAACGCUGUUUGCUGAACGAGUCGUCAGCCUUGCCAAGUACCGCAAGACACUCUACAGCUAUCUCGUCUCUAAGAUGAGCGUGGUAGCGCCAAACUUGGCAGCUUUGAUUGGAGAAGUCGUUGGUGCGCGGCUGAUCUCACAUGCCGGUAGUUUGACGAACCUCUCAAAGUACCCAGCGUCCACCGUGCAAAUCUUGGGCGCCGAGAAGGCUCUCUUCAGAGCCUUGAAGACGAAAGGCAACACGCCAAAAUAUGGCCUUCUUUACCAUUCCUCAUACAUCGGUCGAGCCGGACAGAAGAACAAGGGCAGGAUAUCUCGAUUCUUGGCCAACAAAUGCUCAAUUGCAUCCAGAAUCGACAACUUCUCCGAAACACCAUCAACAGUGUUUGGGCAGGCACUGAAGAAGCAAGUUGAAGAGCGACUUGAAUUCUACGCCUCGGGAGCUCAGCCUACGAAGAACGAAGAUGCAAUGAAAUCCGCCAUGGACAAAGUCCUCGCAGACAUGGACAUUGACGAGCCAUCCAAAGCCGACGUCGAGAUGUUUGACGCCGAGCCUACUGCUGUACAAACGCAAGAAAAGAAGAAGAAGGACAAGGACGGCAAAGAGAAGAAGAAAGAUAAGAAGCGAAAGUCGGAAGGUAACGAGGUUGAGGUCGAGGAAAAGAAGAAGAAACGCAAAUCUAUGGACACGGAUGGUGAGGUGGGCGAAAAGAAGAAAAAGAAGAAGUCCAAGUCGGAAUGA